CUUGAAAGUGAAAGAAGAAAAUAAAGGGAGGAGGCGAGUCUAUUAAAAAGCCUUGUCAUCCCAGCACAGCAGUAUCACACUGACGAGAGCCACAUACGAAAAGCUAUGGGGGGAGCACUUUUGAGUCAGCCAUGGAGGACUGUGCCAAAGAGCAACAAAGACAAUCUCGAUUUUGUAAAAUCUUAUAAACCUCGAAACAAUAAAGUCAUACAUCUCAGGAUUCUGCUUCAUGGACCCGCUGGUGCCGGCAAGUCCAGCUUCAUCAACUCUGUUGACAGUGUUUUACAAGGCAGAGUUACCGGUCGGGUUCCAACAGAUGCAACAUCUGAGAAAACCUUCACCGAACAAUACAAAACUUACAAAAUCCACAAGGAUCAAGAGAACUUUUACUCUGUAAUUUUUAAUGACACCAUGGGCUUGGAGAAAUCGCCUGACGAUGGAGUUCAUGUGGAAGACCUCAAACUGGCUCUGAGGGGACAUGUGAGAGACGGUUACCAGAUCAAUCCUAAACGCAAAAUGCAGACGGGUGAUCCAUCUUACAACCCAUCUCCCACUCUGGAUGACAAGGUUCAUGUCCUGGUUUCUGUCAUUCCUGCUGGCUCAGUAACUUUGCUAAGUGAGGAAGUUUGGAAGAAGAUGAGAGAAGUCAGACUAGCAGCCAGGGACAUGGGGAUUCCCCAAGUGGCUAUUCUCACCAAAGUUGAAAAAGCCUGUGCUGAGGCGAACGAAGACAUCAAAAAUGUGUAUAAGAGCAAGUACCUGAAGGAACAGGUUGACAUGUUCAGCGAGAUGCUCGGACUUCCACUGAACUGCAUCUUCCUUGUGAGGAACUACGAAACAAAAAACAGCAUGAAUGACGGCAUUAGUGCGCUGAUAUUGUGUGCACUGAGACAUAUGAUCGACUAUGGAGAAGACUACCUCAGGGACCUGUAGACCUGCACGCUGCUGAGGCAAAACCUGCGCGAUUAAGGCGAGAAAAACAUUUAUCUCAAAAAUAUCUGAAUUCUUCUUCAUAGUGAUUUCUGUUAUUGUGUAAUUCAUAUCAGAUGUAAAUCAUCAGUUGUCACGAUAUCCCACUUCCACUGCACAAUUAUCAUGGCCAAAAGAAUUCACAAUAACAAUAUUUAACAAUACUUAUUACUUGUUAUUUGACUUUGAUGACCAGCAUGAGCCAAAAGGAUUCGGAAAACAUGGAAAAAGUGUGUAAGACUGAAUAUAUACGUAACAAAUACCAACAACCAGAUGUGCUUGGCGAGGCUUUUGUUGGACUGAGGUAAAAAACAUAAUGAGUGAGAAAGUCAAAGCCCACGUAAUAAUGACUGUUUUGAAGUUGGGCAUUCUAAUGGACUCCUAUGGGGGACUGACUCACUUUUGGGGCCAUUCUAGGAACUGCAGCUGUUGGUACUUUGGUGUUGGCUUCAGUUCUCAGACCCAGAGACGGGCUCUCGAUUAUAUCUUGUCCAAACUAUGUUAACCUCACUCAAAACAAGCCAAGGUGAUCUUUAAGACAAACCUUUGACACAAUGUUGUUGGGCAUGUUAUAGGUGGUACAAGAAGCCCUGCUGAAUUUAUGGUGAGGAGAAAUCCCCCCCUGCACUUUCUGUAUGACUCGUUGCUGUGGCUGACAGGCCAUCAAAUGUACGUGUGUGUCUCUACUUCAGCUGUGCUGUUAUUCAUUCUUUCAUUUUCUGGUAUGGAUGGUGUUUACUUGAAGACAAAUUCAAAAGAAUAGAAAUAAUCAUUAACUCAUCAUUAUUGCAAUCAUUGUACACCUCUGGUUUCAUCCUCUGCAUACUACAACAGCAAAAGUAUGCAUAUACUGUAUAUGUUCUACAAUAUGUGCAGCAUGAAUGAGUGUAUGAAUUUCUCUUUCAUUAUGUAACCCCGUGUUGUAUAAUGACUAAUAAAUUACCUUCUACCUUGUACCUUGAAUGAUGACAUGCCAACUGUUGUGUGAGUCUCAAAGUCUCUCGCCACAGACAAGUGAAGGCAGCUUAACUGAUCCCUAUGACCUCACAACUACAUGUUUUAAAUGUGAGAGAAGGUUACCAGGUAU
Acanthopagrus latus (yellowfin seabream) is the source of this 2056-nucleotide messenger RNA. RefSeq names its product interferon-induced protein 44-like. The record is from RefSeq and is a predicted model, not a curated record. The transcript is spliced from 8 exons. Bases 106 to 933 code for a protein of 275 amino acids. Lineage: Eukaryota; Metazoa; Chordata; Actinopteri; Spariformes; Sparidae.